UCUCCGUGUGAUAAGACCCAUUCCCCACUUCCCCACUUCCACCCAACCCAGGGAGCCCCAAGGAGGAAGGAAGGGAGGGAGGAGAAACCCUAACCCUAGCGAGAGCUCCAGAGAGGCCAUGGAUCCGUCCAAGCUGGGCGAGCUGCGCUCCUUCGUGGAGGCGUGCAAGAAGGACCCGGCGCUCCUCGCCGACCCGGCCCUCGCCUUCUUCCGCGACUACCUCGCCUCCCUCGGCGCCAACCUCCCCGCCGCCGCCGCCAAGCCCGCGCCCAAGGCGAGGUCCAUGGACGACAUCGACGACGACGACGACGAGGACGAGGAGGGGGAGGAGGACGACCAGGACAUGCGCGACCCCACCCCCGAGCCCGACGAGCUCGACGAGGAGAUCGUCGAGUCCGACCUCGAGCUCGACGACGACGGCGUCGUCCACCCCGACCACGACGACGCGCCCCAGAAGAUGGGAGACUCUUCCGUCGAGGUGACCGAGGAGAGCCGUGACGCCUCCCAGGAAGCAAAGGGCCAGGCAAUGGAAGCAAUGUCAGAAGGGAAACUGGAAGAGGCCGUUGAGCACCUCACCAAGGCUAUACUGCUGAAUCCAACCUCGGCAAUCAUGUACGGUACCAGAGCAUCUGUGUUUAUCAAAAUGAAGAAGCCUGCUGCCGCCAUCCGUGAUGCGAACGCUGCUCUAGAGAUCAACCCAGACUCUGCAAAGGGCUACAAGACCCGUGGAAUGGCUAAUGCUAUGCUUGGCAAGUGGGAGGAAGCUGCUCGUGAUCUGCAUGCCGCGUCAAACAUUGACUAUGAUGAUGAGAUCAAUGCUGUGCUCAAGAAGGUGGAGCCUAAUGCUCACAAGAUAGUGGAACACCGCAGGAAGUAUGACAGGCUGAGGAAAGAGAGGGCGGAGAAGAAAGCUGAGCGUGACAGGCUUCGUCGCCGUGCCGAGGCACAAGCUGCUUAUGAGAAGGCCAAGAGGAAGGAGCAGUCAUCAAGCCGCUCUUCAGGAGGCAUGCCUGGUGGAAUGCCCGGUGGCUUCCCAUUCCCAGGAGGCAUGGGUGGAAUGCCUGGUGGCUUCCCCGGAGGAAUGCCUGGUGGUUUCCCUGGAGGAAUGGGGGGUGGUUUCCCUGGAGGAAUGGGUGGAGGUAUGCCUGCAGGAAUGGGUGGAGGUAUGCCCGCAGGAAUGGGGGGCGGUAUGCCCGCAGGAAUGGGAGGUGGUAUGCCUGGAAUGGGGGGUGGUAGAGGAAUGGGAGGUGGUAUGCCUGGAGCUGGAGGUGCUCCUGGGAAUGUUGAUAUGGGUGACAUCUUGAAUGACCCUGACCUGAUGGCAGCAUUUGGUGACCCAGAGGUUAUGGCGGCCCUUCAAGAUGUGAUGAGCAACCCUUCCAACUUGGCCAAGCACCAGGCGAACCCGAAGGUGGGGCCCAUCAUAGCCAAGAUGAUGGCCAAGAUGAACGGGAACCGGUGAACGCCCCCUGAGCCCGCCCUCGUGACCGAUGGUUUUGCGAUCAUCAGCAGGACAAAAAACUCUGGUUAAGUGUUGGCAGUGUCUUUUUGGCAUCGAGAGACAUGCGUGUGUUGUCGGUUGGCGAUACUAGCGCGCAGAGACGCAUGUUGGAUGGGGGAUAUGUCAUGCCUGGCUUUUUAUUACAUGUUGGUAGUAAGUAGCGGUAGCGAACUUGCGGUGGCUGACAGUCUGCGGAUGCUUGAGGGUUUUACCGAGAUGAUGCGACAGUUCCUUGUUUAUAUAUUUGGCGGAGAAGACGUUACAGCUGA
Triticum urartu is the source of this 1770-nucleotide messenger RNA. RefSeq names its product HSP70-interacting protein 1 (gene HIP1). Gene Ontology annotation, cellular component: histone deacetylase complex. The record is from RefSeq and is a predicted model, not a curated record. Lineage: Eukaryota; Viridiplantae; Streptophyta; Magnoliopsida; Poales; Poaceae. Gene Ontology annotation, molecular function: Hsp70 protein binding; protein dimerization activity.